AUGGCUGAACAACUUUUAAAUACCUCACCAGGCAAAAUCACAUCGCACCUCACAUUAUCUCUGCUGGCUGUGGCUUUCCUCACCUCAUUUGGUAGCUCUAUGCUGUAUGGCUAUAAUCUGGCUGUGGUGAACUCUCCUGCAGGGUACAUUAAGAACUUUUAUAACCGUACUGUUGUGAAUCGAAAUGGAACUGGGCUGAAUGGAGAGCAGCUGACGCUUAUGUACUCACUCACUGUGUCUGUCUUCGCCAUUGGAGGCCUGAUCGGCUCCUUGAUGGUGGGCAUGCUCGUCACCAGAUUUGGAAGGAAAGGGACUGUGGUCAACUCUACUGUACUGGUCUUCGUAGCAGGCACCCUAAUGGGCUUCAGUAGAAUCUGUCAUUCACCCGAAAUGGUUAUUUUUGGUCGCUUCAUCACAGGAAUACAUUCAGGGAUCUCUCUGAGUGUGGUGCCCAUGUAUCUAGGGGAAAUUGCUCCUAAAAACCUGAGAGGCUUUUUAGGCCUCAUGCCCAGCAUAUUUAUCUGCAUUGGGGUUUUCUCUGCUCAGCUCCUGGGCCUGCAUGAACUCCUUGGAAAAGAGGAACACUGGCCACUAUUUCUCUCCUUGGUGGUGGUCCCAACAUUUGUCCAGCUGAUGUUGUUGCCAUGGUUUCCAGAAAGCCCUCGUUAUUUGUUGAUUGAAAAGCAGAACAUCCAUGCCACCAUCACAGCUCUGAAGUGGUACAGGGCCAGAUGUAAUAUUCAGGCUGAGAUUGAGGAAAUGCAGGAGGAGCAGCGCUCCCUGUUCACCAUCAAGACUGUGUCUGUCUGGCAGCUACUGCUGGACCCAACAGUCCGCUGGCAGGUCCUCUCGGUGAUCGUCAUUAACAUCGGGAUGCAGCUGUCUGGUAUAGAUGCAAUCUGGUUCUACACCAAUGACAUUUUUGAGAAUGCUGGGAUACCAGCCCCUGAGAUCCCAUACACCACUGUAGGAACAGGAGCCAUAGAGAUCAUCGCAGGUCUCCUAGGGUGUUUCACAAUUGAGCGGCUCGGAAGAAGGCCACUGAUAAUUGGAGGUUUUGUAGUCAUGGGCCUCUGUUGUGCUGGGAUAACAUUUUCUCUUGUACUGCAGACACAUGUGCAUUUCAUGAAGUACGUGAGUGUGGGCUGUGUGGUUGGCAUCAUUGCUGGAUUUUGUAUAGGACCAGCUGGUGUCCCGUUCCUGAUCACAGCAGAACUGUUUAAACAGUCCCAUCGUCCUGCUGCUUAUACUGUGGGAGGCUCUUUAAACUGGAUUUCCAAUUUCACUAUUGGUUUCAUCUUCCCUUUCCUACAGAUGUUGGCAGGGUCCUACUGCUACCUGGUGUUCAGUGGUGUGUGCUUGGUAGUAGCUGUUUAUGUGUUCUUCGUCAUUCCUGAGACGAAGAACAAGACGUUUAUGGAGAUCAGUCAGAUGUUUGCCACUAAAGAGGCGGUGGUAGAGAGCCAGGCCCUCAGUCAGCCAGAUCAGCUUAAACUGAAGAAGAUGAAUGGAUAUGGAACGCUAGAAAAUGGCUCACUUGAAUUCGACAGCUCCUCCUCUGGUCCCUGA
This is a messenger RNA of Tachysurus vachellii, 1569 nucleotides long. It is a transcript of the gene slc2a15a, whose product is annotated as solute carrier family 2 member 15a. NCBI's taxonomy places the organism in Eukaryota, Metazoa, Chordata, Actinopteri, Siluriformes, Bagridae. The record is from RefSeq and is a predicted model, not a curated record. Gene Ontology annotation, molecular function: hexose transmembrane transporter activity. Gene Ontology annotation, cellular component: membrane. Gene Ontology annotation, biological process: monosaccharide transmembrane transport. The transcript is spliced from 12 exons. Bases 1 to 1569 code for a protein of 522 amino acids.